Molecule: messenger RNA, 1314 nt
Organism: Mesocricetus auratus (golden hamster)
Lineage: Eukaryota; Metazoa; Chordata; Mammalia; Rodentia; Cricetidae
Gene: Ubald2
Product: UBA like domain containing 2
Exons: 3
Coding region: 91-585 (164 amino acids)
Molecular function (GO): protein binding
Source: RefSeq, a predicted model, not a curated record
GAGCCGGACCACAACACUCGCCGGGCGGCGGCGGCGGCGGAGCUGCGAGCGCGAUCCCCGGGGCGGGGGCGGGGGCGGCCGCGCAGCGCCAUGUCGGUGAACACGGACGAGCUGCGGCACCAGGUCAUGAUCAACCAGUUCGUGCUGGCCGCGGGCUGCGCGGCCGACCAGGCUCAGCAGCUGCUGCAGGCGGCGCACUGGCAGUUCGAGACCGCCCUGAGCACGUUCUUCCAGGAAAGCAACAUUCCCAACGGCCACCACCACCCUCAGAUGAUGUGUACUCCCAGCAACACCCCUGCCACGCCACCCAACUUCCCUGAUGCACUAGCCAUGUUCUCCAAGCUUCGAGCCUCUGAGGGCCUGCAGAACAGCAACAGCCCCAUGACAGCUGUGGCCUGCUCCCCCCCUGCAAACUUCAGCCCCUUCUGGGCCACAUCCCCACCCAACCACCAGACGACCUGGAUCCCACCCUCUUCCCCCAGUUCCUUCCAUCACCUCCACUGCCCACAGCCCACGUGGCCCCCGGGAGCAUCACAGGGCGGCGCCCAGCAGAAAGCCAUGGCAGCCAUGGAUGGCCAGAGAUGAGACUGGAUGUCGCUGGGCUGGAAUGGGGGCAGCCCAGGGUCGUGGGGACACAGCAGGGCUGGGGGGGGAGACACAAGAGGGUGGGUUUCAAGAUCGCACUGGAAGAUUUUAUAAGAGUUUGUGGGCGGGGCACAGUAAACGUCCUGAGCCACUUGGGUUCCUCAGGAGUCUCUCUUUGGGAAAGUUUCCUCUUUUUAAUAUAUAACUAUAAUAUAUAUGGAUAUAAAUUUAAUGUACGCGAGUGGGCCCUGCACACCAGGGGCAUUGGGUUGGAAGGGAAUGGCCUCAGAAAUCCCUCUCCUCGACUGCACCUCUCCUCUGCCCGAUUUGGAGGAACAGGGUGCCAUGGCCAGAUGGGGGAGCUCCAGCCAGCGGCUGCUCUGCCUUCAGGAAGUGCCCCGCCCACGGGAGGUCCCACAAGGGUCUUGUUGGAAUCAUGGACGGUCUGCCCCAUCCCUGGUGCAUGGAGCUUUCAUCUCUGCUGGUGGUGGCCCUGAAGUUUGUCACCCUGUCCCCAGCCGGGUGUGCAGAGCUGGUAGGACUGGAGUUGGCUGACCUCUGAGUGCACACUUGGCUGUCCCACAGGUCCCCAGCCUCUCUGCGUCCAGCUCCAGAGGACGACAACUCAGGAGAGCCUGCCUUCCUUUAGAUUUGAGUUCCUAAAUUAGAAUCACAUCUCACCAGGGUGCAAUUUUAAUUUAAAAACUUUUAAAAGACUUUUCUAACUAA